AGAUUGCGUCCCACUUCCCAAUUUUCCCACAAAGGAUAAGGGGCCAUUAGGUUUCCAUUUUUCUGAGUUUUUUCUCUCCUAUUUUCUUCUUACUUUUCUUUUUUCCGAACCAAACGCAGAAAAUACUAUGCCAAUUGCUUCCUUAUCUCUCCCUUCCUUAGGCCAUUGCUGCCAAAAGUCUCCUCCUUUCUCCCUCAAAUCUUCUUUUCUCUCAAAACCCACAAAAACCCAGUUUUCUUUUGCCUUCAAAACCACCCAAAAAAGGUCAUUUUCCCAUGUGGUCUCAAUGAGCAUGGAAGCAGGCAUUGGAGUAAUGGGCACAAAGCUUGGCAUGAUGACUUACUUUGAAACUGAUGGCACAGUUGUUCCAGUAACUGUCGUUGGUUUUAGAGAAGGAAAUAUAGUGACCCAAGUUAAAACCUCGGCUACUGAUGGCUAUGAUGCUGUUCAAGUUGGGUAUAGGAGAGUUAGAGAUAAGAAGUUGACAAAGCCUGAGUUGGGUCAUUUGGAGAAAAGUGGUAUUAUUCCCAUGAGGCAUUUGCAAGAGUUUAGGUUGCCAACUGUGGAGGAGUUUGAGGUUGGUCAGAAGUUAGCUAUUGAAGAGAAUUUUAAGGAAGGUGAUCUUGUUGACGUCUCUGGGACUACCAUCGGGAAAGGAUUUCAAGGUGGAAUAAAGCGCCAUAAUUUUAAACGAGGUCCAAUGACCCAUGGUUCCAAGAGUCAUAGAGCGUUGGGGUCUAUUGGUGCUGGAACAACACCUGGCCGUGUAUACAAGGGGAAGAAAAUGCCUGGCAGGAUGGGAGGAUGCAAAAGAAAGAUCCGAAAGCUCAAGAUAGUGAAAAUUGACAAUGAACUUCGAGUUGUGAUGAUCAAAGGUGCUGUCCCUGGUAAGCCAGGAAAUCUGCUACGUAUAACUCCAGCUAAGAUUGUUGGAAAGAACAUACCAAAGAACUAGUUUCAUGUUCCGGUUAGUCUUGCAUCAUUGAAAAUGCUAAAUCCUGUAUAACUUUUUUGCUCUCUGUACUAGAAAUUUAGUUUUUCAGUUGUUGAAUCUUUUGGUGCAUUCUUUGGUGUAUGAUUUUAAGUAGAAAUUACCAUUUUCUGAGUUGAUUCCUGAAUUUGGGAAUGGCUUCUCAAUUUAUGAAGUUCUUAAAACUGAUCA
Molecule: messenger RNA, 1162 nt
Organism: Durio zibethinus
Lineage: Eukaryota; Viridiplantae; Streptophyta; Magnoliopsida; Malvales; Malvaceae
Product: large ribosomal subunit protein uL3c-like
Biological process (GO): translation
Cellular component (GO): ribosome; chloroplast envelope
Molecular function (GO): structural constituent of ribosome
Source: RefSeq, a predicted model, not a curated record